This is a messenger RNA of Diceros bicornis minor, 690 nucleotides long. RefSeq names its product ferritin heavy chain-like. Bases 1 to 663 code for a protein of 220 amino acids. Lineage: Eukaryota; Metazoa; Chordata; Mammalia; Perissodactyla; Rhinocerotidae. Gene Ontology annotation, cellular component: cytoplasm. The transcript has a single exon. The record is from RefSeq and is a predicted model, not a curated record. Gene Ontology annotation, molecular function: ferric iron binding; ferrous iron binding. Gene Ontology annotation, biological process: intracellular iron ion homeostasis; iron ion transport.
AUGGGAAUGCUCCGAGGCUCCCGGAGCCGCCGCCUCCGGCCCCGCCGCUGCCCGCCCCGCGGGCCCUUCUUCCGCGCCACCUUCGCCUUCGUCUUCGCGCCCGCGCAGCCAGCCGUGCCGGUGGCGCCGCCCUCGCAGGUGCGCCAGAACUACCACGCCGACUGCGAGGCCGCCGUCAACGUCCAGAUCAAUCUGGAGCUCCACGCCUCCUACGUGUACCUGUCGAUGGGCUACUACUUCAGUCGCCACGACGUGGCCCUAAAGCACUUCUUCGAGUUCUUCCUGCAGCUGUCGCGCAAGGAGAAGGAGCUCGCCGAGAGGCUGAUGCAGCUGCAGAACCUGCGUGGAGGCCGCAUCCGCCUUCGCGACAUCAGGAAGCCAGACUUCAACGACUGGGAGAGCGGCCUGAAGGCCGUGGAGUGCGCUCUGCACCUGGAGAAGAGAGUCAACCAGGGCCUGCUCGAUCUGCACCAGCUGGCCACCGACAAGAAGGAUCCCCAUCUGUGCAGCUUCCUGAAGCGUCACUGCCUGAAGGAGCAGGCCAAGUCCAUGAGAGAGUUGGGGGACCAUCUCACCAACCUGCGCAAGAUGGGGGCCCCGGAAGACGGCAUGGCCGAGUACCUCUUCGACAAGCUCACCCUGGGGGACGGCAGUAAGAACUGAGUUUGGACUGCCCUCCCCACGGCCACC